CGAUACUCUAGUUCGUUGCGUCCUCGCCGAGUUUUGAGUAUGCAUGAUAGUGUUUGGUCUCGAGCAAUAGGUCCAGUGGACAUCUUCUAUGACUAUUUGAAGAAUUCGCCACACUACUUCCCAGAUGACUCUCAGCCCAGUGGGCAAGGCCUCAUUCAGUUUGCUCUUGUAGAAAUGAAUUAUGAAGUCAUUGAGCUACUUUUGGAGUUAUGGGAAGGGAUAUUGGCUGAAAAGAGCUUACCCAGGAGAGUAGGAUACUCCGCAGCUCUAAUACUCCGAUUGAACAUAGCCCACAAUGAAAAGGAAAUCAGCCUGCUCAAUCGGCUAAUUUUACUGUCGAAUGAUGGACUGCAAACAACUGAAACAAGGCUUCAUAGGGCAGUCGUCGGGGGGGAGAGUAUCCAUGAUGUGCUGCAAGAUGAACCUUGGUCUAUCAACAUGCUUGGCCCGACGGGUAUUGCACCGAUUCAUAUGGCUGCCCGGUUGGAUGAUGUUGCAGCACUCGACGAACUCAUAUCUUCGGGAGCGGAUGUCAACCUUAGAGACUACCAAGAUGCGACGCCGCUGAUAUUUGCUGUCUCAUCGGACAACCCAAAAUGCAUACAACGCCUGCUGCAGGCCAAAUGCAAUUUGCACCUCCAGGAUGAGCAAGGUUGGACAGCACUGCAUUAUGCGGUGUUUUAUAGCUCAGCUGAUGCUGUCAUGAUGCUGCUAGUUGCUGGCGCGUCCAUCUCAGUGGCAGAUCAACUCGGCGAAUUGCCGGUGCACAAAUUGGCAAUAUCACACAAAGAAACGCAGGACAAACUCGGCCACCUGCAAAAAACUGCAGGCUUCGACCUCGAUGCAAGAGACGAGAUAGGGUGGACGGCAAUGAUAUCUGCAGUGUCAAGGAACAAUUUAUCAAUCCUGCAUUGUCUUGUUGGUGCUGGUGCGUCACUCCACGUCGUCGACAACAGUUCUCGAAAUAUUCUGCACCACGCUGCCGGGUUCUCAAAGGCGGAGAUGUUGAAUUAUCUGACUAGCCUAGCGCUCUCGGGUAUUAACACCGAACUUCCAGACACCUGGGGAAAUAGUCCAUGGGCUAUCAUGCAAUUCACCAUUCACACGCCUCGUUGGACCCUCGGCAAUUGGAGACAACCCGAUCUGAACGACCUGGAAGCAUUCGCCCGACUCUACACGGACAUCCGGAACAGGAAUCUGGGUAUUGACAUCCAUAUUAUAGAAGAAGUCCUUCAAGCUCUGUCAGAAAGGGAUACCGAGACUUCACGAGCGAAACUGGCACAUUUGAUUCGACAAAAGGAGGAAUGGAAGCGACUCGAUUUGCUGCGGACAUUUCGGGCUGUUGAUGGGCAAAUAAGGGUAGGUGAAUGGGAAGCAGCCUCGUAUGCUCUCGAAGAUGUCAUUGAAGACAUGGAAGAAGAGAUGGAGAUCUCGCCUGGAGAAUUGAUUGAAUGGUGGUGUCCACAGCCGGUAGAAAGUGAGGGGGGCGAGGAUAAUGGCAAUGAAGAAAAAGACGAACAAGAUGCACACAACGAAGACGACUCGGGGUCUGACGGAGAGCCUGUCGUGUUUGACAACGAAACCGCCUCAUCGCACGCCAAUCACUCAGAGGAUGAGGUAGCAACCAGCGAGAGGGACUAACUAUCAGCCAAAACACUGCUUCGACACCGCACGUAUCACCAAAUUUAGAACCCCAG
Messenger RNA from Ilyonectria robusta, 1697 nucleotides. RefSeq names its product ankyrin repeat-containing domain protein. Gene Ontology annotation, molecular function: protein binding. The coding region runs from base 40 to 1641 and encodes 533 amino acids. NCBI's taxonomy places the organism in Eukaryota, Fungi, Ascomycota, Sordariomycetes, Hypocreales, Nectriaceae. The record is from RefSeq and is a predicted model, not a curated record. The transcript has 3 exons.